Messenger RNA from Diaporthe citri, 426 nucleotides. RefSeq lists its product as uncharacterized. The transcript has 2 exons. Bases 1 to 426 code for a protein of 141 amino acids. NCBI's taxonomy places the organism in Eukaryota, Fungi, Ascomycota, Sordariomycetes, Diaporthales, Diaporthaceae. The record is from RefSeq and is a predicted model, not a curated record.
AUGUCGUCUAUCCGUCCAAUUAAGCGACUGCGCUCCGAAAGUACCGAGACACUGGAUUCGACACCUGUGGCAUUUCCGAAUCUUACAGAGUCAAGUACGGCACAUGAACUCGGAUCGGUCACUAUCAAGUACCAUGGGAAUCCCUCCAUUCAGAGGGACUCCACACCAAGAGUGGUGCUCACGUCCGAGAUCGAGACCGUAUCAAUCAGUCUCUCGCUCGUGGUCGAACUUCGCAGGACGUUUUUGGAUUUCCAAGCGGACUACGAGUACAUAAGUCUCAAGCACUGGAACAUUUCAGAAAUCCAGGAUUCGGGCUCUUCGGAACAUCAUGUUGUGCUCACAUACAUUAUCAACGCUGAAGCAAGCAUUGGACUUCAGUGGGCGUGUCUGAUGAACACAAUGAUCGAGAAUGACGAAAUUGAAUAG